AUGCCUCAUCCCGGGCCAUAUUGGCACUUGAUGAAGCGCCACGUCUUAGCAUUGGCUUGCCAAGCCUACACUCUCACUAACCAAUUACCUCACAAAUUCAGACCGGCUUACAAUCUCUCGAAUGGCAGUGAGAAGGUGAGGAAUUGCCUCUACCAGUUCGAGCGCUUUGGGGUCGGUGAAAGGAUCAACUUCAGCCAGGCGGCGUGGCCCAAAGAGCCACGCCGCAGGACUGCGUGCCCGAGCCACGGCUUCUCCGACAUUGGUUGCUAUGGCGCCAAGAUCCAGACUCCUAAUAUCGAUCGCUUGGCCUCCGAGGGCAUACGUAUGCUCAACCACCAUGCCGCCGCAGCCUGCUCGCCCACACGGGCCAUGCUCCUCAGCGGAACCGACGCCCACCUUGGUGGCCUGGGAGUCUUGAUCGAGUACAAGAGGAGUGAAAGCGGAGCUAAACGCUUUGGUGGCAAGGCCGGCUACGAGGGCUACCUCAACAACGAUGUUGCAACUAUACCAGAGGUUUUACAAGACAAUGGCUACUUUACUGCCAUGUCAGGCAAGGAGAGAUUCCCAGUCGGCGGUCGCCCAGUUCACGCGGAAGAGGGAAAAAAGGUUGAUAUAUACAAGGGGAUGUAUGAUGAUGGCCCAUACGCCCUACGAGAACGCCGACUGAAGAAGCUCGUCGAACUGGGCAUCAUUGACGAAUCUGUGGUACCGCACAAAGUCGAAACUGAGACAAUGGGUGUUGGAGAGUGGGAUGAGCUCACACCAGAAGAAAAGAAGCAAUCUAGCAGAGCUAUGGAGGCAUAUGCCGGCAUGGUGGACUCUAUCGACGUCAAUGUCGGAAAGAUAGUCGAGUAUCUAAAGGAAACGGGAGAGUACGAUAACACAUUUAUUGUGUUUAUGAGCGACAAUGGAGCUGAAGGUGCCGCCAUGGAAGCUGUUCCAUCACCCGCGCCAUUCACCAAUAUUACGAUAACUCGUACGACAACAUUGGAUCUUGGAACUCCUUCACUUGGCUCAUUGAACCGCUCCUUUUCCACGGUCAUGGACUUUGCACCUACCUUUCUCGAACUGGCUGGAGUAUCCGUACCCCCAGCCUCUGAGAAGACUGUGUCUACAGAGUUAGGGAAAGGCUCCGCCACCGCCAAGCGCAGCAUGACCACCUUCAGGGGUAAGGAUGUACACGCGAUGCGAGGCAAGUCCUGGAUCCCACACUUUGCUAGAGGAAAGAAGGUCGAGGAUGAAGAGAAAGGAGAUUGGAAGAUUGUACACUUUGACAAGACAGAGGGCGGCGCAGGAGAAGGUGACGAGGGCUGGGAGCUGUUCAAUAUUGCUGAAGAUCCAGGAGAGACAACAGAUCUGGCCAAGAAUGAGCCAGAGAAGCUAAAAGAACUCCUAGCGCACUGGGACGAGUAUGUGGUUGAGUGCGGUAUUGUAUGGGGAGAAGUGGCUUCAUCUUCGGGUGUCAGCAAAGAUGAGGCCCCGCAGCUAUGGGAGGACGAAGUAGAGCUGCAGAAGGCAUGGAUGGGUGCCAGAGGAGGUGAUUGUCCAGUCGACUGCAAAUGGAUGCGUAAUGAUGGAAAGUAG
Molecule: messenger RNA, 1584 nt
Organism: Fusarium vanettenii 77-13-4
Lineage: Eukaryota; Fungi; Ascomycota; Sordariomycetes; Hypocreales; Nectriaceae
Exons: 10
Coding region: 1-1584 (527 amino acids)
Molecular function (GO): arylsulfatase activity
Source: RefSeq, a predicted model, not a curated record